Molecule: messenger RNA, 7448 nt
Organism: Polyodon spathula (Mississippi paddlefish)
Lineage: Eukaryota; Metazoa; Chordata; Actinopteri; Acipenseriformes; Polyodontidae
Product: GDNF-inducible zinc finger protein 1-like
Exons: 6
Coding region: 1955-4303 (782 amino acids)
Biological process (GO): negative regulation of transcription by RNA polymerase II; regulation of immune system process; regulation of cytokine production
Molecular function (GO): protein binding
Source: RefSeq, a predicted model, not a curated record
UAGACUAGCAAGCACUGGCAAAAUCAGCUUUUUUUAUAAGGUGCCGGACUAACUUAUUUUAACAUAUUGUUGAUGGACUUACAGUGUGUCUUAAUAGUAGUACUGUAUCUACACAUAUCGACAGUAACAAUCCAAAGCAAAUUUUUACCAUUUUGUCUGGCAUACUUGGCUGUUACUUAACUCCUUAAAAAAAAAAAAAACACAAAAUUGCUUAACCUAAAAAGGAACAGUUCAUGUACCCCAGCAUGCGCAGUUUACACUGCCUCGGAGUUUAUUCAUAAAUUUCUGAUUUCCCAAAUCCAUUGAUGGAAACGUCUGGUCUGCUUUUCAUUUUUUCAAGCAAAAAGGCUUCAUCACUCACUGCCAUUCUCAUAUUCACUUUGACACCGGCAUUUCCCUUAUCCAUCGCACGGGCUUGUGCUGCCUGCAUACCACCAGUUUGUCAGAGGGCGGGAUCGCACACUGUAUGCCACAUGCUGAUUGGUCGAAGUAUUAUUGGCGAUCUAAUCCAAACCAUCAGUAAAGCUAAAAUAAAUUCAACCCCAAAAUAUCACAUUAUACAGCAUAUGAAAGAAAAUAUUAAAACCUGACAUCAAGGCGUAUGGUUUUGUUAAUUCCUGCAACAGAUGCCGAUUCCAAGACAAUGCCUGACAUACACCAUUCCUGCUCAUUGAAGGCAACACAACUAAAAACAUUUUUUUUUUUUUAGCAAUUGUUGGUACACUAAGGAUUAUAAAACUGUAAGCGAAAGAAAAGGCGCAUUUUAUAUGUAUUUAUAUUUAAAUUCUCCCAAUGCCUAAUUUACAUUUUCUAUACAAAAAACAUGCCUUGCUCAGUCUUACAUUGUUGACACAAUUCAUUAAGCUAUCCUUUAGAUGACACAUACAACUAAUUGUUUUAGUUAUACACAGUUGUCCUCUCAACCACAUUUCGUCUGUGUUAUUGAUUUGCACCCCAUGUGUCAUCUCGAGAGCCGCCAUUACGAAAGCAGUUUCAGCCUCCUAAUGUCCAACAUGGCCGCCCCGUAUUAAAAGAAUCACUGAGCGCUGUGAGUGGGUGCACAUUUUACAGGAAAUAUACUGCAUUGCCUUGCUGCAGAUUCUGAUGGCUGCCAUUUUACCAAGCUUACGGUAAGAAACUGAAAACCAAUACGUAUGUGUUUUCUCAAAGUGCACAACAAUGUUUGCAACUGUUUGUUACCAGCACAAUUUAUGACGCGCAUUUUCGGUUUGGUAGUAGUAGUUUGCUAUACCGGGAUGCAGUUUCGUAAGCAAAGCAGUGUUUACUUUUCAGUGCAAAAUAACGUUGUUCGGUAUAAACGUAUAUUUAGUUUCAACCAGGAUUGCAGAGUUUAAAAAUUAGCAAACAGCAGCACAGUUUUCAACAGAUACCAUAAAGAAAACAAUUUGUGAUGUAUCCCAUGUUUCCUCGCUAGUACUACAGGAGUAGAUGCAGAUACUGCUGUUUUGUGCGCGGUAUACUGUAUAUUCUUAUUAAAUACAGCACAGAUAAAACGACCGCAUAUAAUUUGUUUUAUUCUGAGCAUUAUUGCAACAACAAAGUGAACUGCCAAAUUACCGUAUAUCGAUGCUUUGUAAGUUGUACUGUAGGCUAGAGUCGUUCAUCUUGUCAAUAAUUUAAACACAUUGUUCCCAAACAAUAAAAUAAACUUCAUAUUUAAUACCUUGAAUAUAUGUGCAUGGCAGAUCAUGCCAAAAAGGACGUUAUUGUUUGCAUUCAUCUACUGUGGGAACACAAGAUUCUAUCCAUCUGAAACCUGCUUGUCAAUAAAGCCUCUGCCAGCUAAAUAGCUUGUGGUUAUAAACGACAUCUUCAUGCUCUAUUCAGCUUGAGAAAAAAAAAAACGUAAACUGUUUAAUCAGUUGUGUGUGUGUGUGGUGUUGUUUUUUUUUUUUUUUUUUUUUUUUUUUUUUGCUACCAAAAGGGAAGGAAUAUGAACAACACUGUCGUUGAGCUAAUAUCAGAGAUUUCCCCUGAAGCCUUACUGAAUGAGCUGCACAAGAUGAGGCUCUUGGGACAUCUCUGUGAUGUGACCAUACAGGUGGAGCACCAAGGUGUCAUUGAAGAGUUUGAGGCACACCGGCCAGUACUGGCAGCAGCCAGCAAGUACUUCAAAGAACUGUUUCUUGGUGAGAAAGCUGAGAAUGGGCCUGUGGCCAGAGUUUGCUUGCAGGACAUGCAGGCUGCAGAUUUUGCCUCCUUUUUGGAGUUUGUUUAUACUGCUAGAGUGGAGGUUGAAGAAGACAGAGUUCAAAAGAUACUAGCAGUGGCUAAAGCACUGGGGUGUUGUGACCUGGUGGAAACUUGUAGCCAAGUGGAGAAUAUUGUUGGUAGGCCAUAUCAUAUGCAAGUCAAAGCAGAAGCCAACUUACAGCCUGCAUGCUCAGAACUGUUAAUACAUUUGGAUGGGAGCUGCAAGGGUGGUAUGAAAACAAGUCUGCAGAGUGGAAAACCGGCAGACAAAGCAGAAAAGAAAAAGGAAGCAAGCAAAGCUGUGCAAGCAAAGAGCAGAAGAUCCAGCACAAGAUUAGCCAGGCGCAAGGUAUUUGUAGACAUUCCAAAGAAGAACUACACCAGGAAGCUAAAGGAAGAGCAAAGAGCUGCAGAAGAAACUUCACAUGUGGGGAGCUUUGGAGUAGGACAGUCCACUCCUGAUGCAGAAAUGGAAGAGGAAGAAGGGGAGGAAGUUACAAGAAUUCGGGCAGAAAGUGCCCAGGAAAAAGACAUCCUUGAUAAUGAUAACCAGGAUGUUGUUGAGGAAGGUUGCAAUGACCAUAAAUCUGAGAUGGAGGAGGACCACCCAAAGGAUUUGGAAGAAAGUGACAAGGGCAAAAGUGAGGUGUUCAGAUGCGAUACCUGCCAGCGUGAUUUUCAAUACGAAAAGAGCUACUUGAAGCACAUCCAGUUAAGUCAUGGCAUCAUCCCAGUAAUUAUCUAUCGCUGUGACACCUGCAACCAGACCUUCGCCAAUCGCUGCAACUUAAGAAGCCACCAGAGACACGUCCACAGCAACGAACGCAACUUUCCUUGCGAGAUCUGCACCAAGAUGUUCAAGAGAAAAAAAGAUGUGAAGAGGCAUGUGCUCCAGGUGCAUGAGGGGGGUGGGGAGAGACACAUGUGUCCACAGUGUGGAAAAAGCUUGAGCUCUAAAACUGCCCUCAAGCUCCAUGAGAGAACUCACACUGGAGAUAAGCCAUAUGAAUGCCCAGAGUGUGAGACCAAGUUCUCCCAGCCCUCUGCGCUAAAGACACAUAGAAGAAUUCAUACAGGGGAGAAACCAUUUAUCUGUGACGAAUGUGGUGCAAAGUUCACACAAAACCAUAUGCUAAUAUACCACAAGAGAUGUCAUACAGGGGAGAAACCUUUUAUGUGUGAGAUCUGCGGGAAGAGUUUUGCCUCCAAGGAAUACUUAAAACAUCAUAGCCGAAUCCACACGGGAUCAAAACCGUUUAAAUGUGAUGUCUGUGCCAGAACAUUUGCACAGAGAAACUCGCUUCACCAGCACCUGAAAGUGCAUACAGGUGAGAGGCCAUACUGCUGUGACCAGUGUGGGAAGCAGUUCACUCAGCUAAACGCCUUGCAGCGACAUCACCGCAUUCACACUGGGGAGAAGCCCUACAUGUGCAGGUUGUGUGGUCGAAAGUUCACUGAUAAAUCCACAGUUAGAAGGCAUACUAUGAUUCAUGAUAAAGAAACACAUUGGAAAAACUUCCUGGUCGUUCUUGAUAGCAAUUCCAAAAAAGAUCCCAAAAGAAGGAUGAAACAAGGUGACCAAACAGAGUUUUCAAAACUACAGGAAGAGUCGUCGUCUUGUUCUGAAACGAUUGCAGAUCAAACUGACGCAGCCCCAGAAGAAACUAGAAUAGAGCCUGAACACGUGCCUUCUGCCACUGACUGGAACUCAGCUGGUCCAGCAGCCAUCACGUUGGUUAAUCAGGGAGCCUCUAUAGCCACUGCAUUGAGUGGCUUUACUGUGAUUCACACAGAUGCAGCUCAGCAUCACCUACAAGCUAUGGUAAACAUAGAGCACAUUGGUGAAACUAAUACUCAAAUAGUAUCGCUGGACAAUCAAGUCGGCAUUACUGUUCCGGUCUGCAUACCUGUCUUGAGUCAAAUUAACAAUAUUUUGACCCAGUCAUCUGCAACCGUGCAAGAUCCAAGCAGUGCAGCUGUCCCCACGCCAUCGGAGGAGCCCCAGCUAACUGUGAUGCAUAAUGUCAGUGUUCAAGCUGUGGAAGGUACGGCUAAUAAUGUAAACUGUAUUGUGCCACCAGAAAUGUAAAACAAGGACUAUGCAUGACUAACUCUUUGUUGCAUUUCAUUUUGAAAGCUAUGAAUGGUAUGAGCAGGAAGACUCGUGUAGCACCUAUUUCAGCUGAUUUAUUAUUCAAUGCAAAUAUUCUAAAUUGCUGAGUAAAACCAGUUGAUACAGAUUUCCUUUCUGCCUUAAAUUUGCACUAGCAGUAUUGGAAAUCACAGUGGAAUGGUGCUGUUUCUAGAGUUAACAUAACAGAAAGCUCUUGUUUUGGGUUUGCAGUCAUACACAUGUUAAUCCUCUGAUUUUAAGCAGUUGGCUCAGCGUGGCUUUUAAGUCUGCAUACAAAUAAAAUCAUGAACAUAUGGACCUGGGUUAAGAGAGGCAGGUCAGAAAAUAAAUAUAUGCCAGACCAACUUGCGUAUUAAGAGUUAGUAUUGUACUUUUCAGAUCAGAAAUAUAUAUUGCCCAGAUUUUUAAAAGAAACUAAAGUUGCAUGUUUGUGUGUUUCAAAGUCCUGGUUUGUUGUAUUUUGUAACUUAAUUUGGUUAGAUUGUUACAUUAAAAAAAGCAGAAUGGCAAAGACGAGUUUAUUAGCAAACACUGCAGAAUUCUGAAGCCUUGACCAGUAUUCCAAGAGGGGAUAAAUCUUGUCAAUACCAAACUUUGGUGUGUUAAAGUAUUUCAAUAUAUUAUGAUCAACAGUAAUUGUUUUAGAUCCCAGUUUAAGUGGACUUUUCAUAUUGCAAAUAUGUAUCAUGGGAUACAUAGCUUUUGUCGUUAUAUUAUUCAUCAAAUAGUAUUAAUUAUAAUCAGUGUUUUCAUUUGCUUUCAAAAUACAUUUCUUUAAAACCAAUGAAAUCAUUGAUUAUUUGUUCAGUUUAUCAAUGACUUCUUAAUUUUACAUACAUCCAUUCUCAUUAAGACCGAUUUGGAUAAAACCAAUUUCCUGAUACUACGAAUGUUCUAAAUGGUACCGGACAAAUUGAACAGUAUUUAUUUUCAAUUACUUCUUACAAUACAAAAUCACUUGACACUGAUUUCCUAUUUGAAUUAUUGUGGAGCAGCGUCUGAAGGUGUAAUCCCAUUUACAAAAAUAAAGCAACAUUAAUCAACAUUUUUCUUAAAUAUCCUUAGCCCAAUCCACUAUGCUGCAUUAUAUUUCGGUAGAGCAAUUAUUAUUCAAAAUAACUAAUACUCCUGGAAUGGAACCCUUGCAGUUUUCAAAAACCCAUGAGCUGGUUGAAUGCAGGUGUGUGCAACAGUACAUGUUCCAGCAACUCAGUUGAAAGUUUUUAAAUCAGGACUUUGUGCUGGUGUAUAGAAAGUAUUUAUUAAUUCUCCAAUGGUAUUUUCACAUCAGUUGUUUUUUUGAAGUCCUUUUACCAAAUUCUUUGUGCUGUGUUUUUUUUUUUUUAUUUUGUUAUAUUUCAGCAAAACUAUAUUGUCUACUUUUUAUGGCAGCACUUGUCACUCAUUUUUUAGAAAUAGUUUAAUAAAUGCCCAUUAGUCAUUGUUAGCAACAGAAUUAUUCUGGAGGAAGGACUGAAUUGCUGCCAAUUCAGUUACUCCAAAAUUUGCUGUGAAUUUCUGGGCCCUAGUAAUUGAGAAUGCUUUUUAGCAUAGCUAUUGUCACAUAUAGCCUCUUCAGAUGCACUAUGACAGUUAUACCAUUCUCUUCCACAUGCUUUAAUAUCAUGUUAUUAUGAACCUUAAAUAUACUGACAUGACUGCUGAGUGUUGCAUGUGACCAAAUGUAUAUGUACACCUGUAUGUCCUGUUCUCUUUUCAGACUCAUUAAAAUAAAAUGUUCUGUUUACAGCCAUUUUAAAAUUGCAGAUGUACUCAUGUCAACCAAAGAGCAACAUACUUAGUGUUCAGAUAAGCUUAUCUGACUUCAAAACACUCAUUUCAAUUAUUUUAAAAUAUUUUUAAUAUUUCAUUGUAUAUAUGCAGUCUUUAAUAGGGGACUUUUCAGUCAGUGCAAAGUCAACACCACCAUUAUUUUUGGAUUUUUUUUUUUUUUUUUUUUAUUGCUGUACAGUUUAACACAAAUUGACACUGCUAGAGCUAGUAGAGAAAGACAAUUUCAUUACAUUUAGAAGAGACUCCAUGAUGAGCUACAAGGAACAACAAACGAUUAAGCAGGUCGAUUGUCUGUUCUUUCAUUUGAAACAGCUUCAAUAUGGUCCACAGCACUUUAUGUUUUAUGACAUAACAUGCUACACACUCAAUACUAAAUGAUACACACUAGAUUGCAUUUUGUAACAGGUACACAAAUUCACAAUACACUGAUACAAUAAAUAUGUUGUACGUUGAGGUUAUUUUCAAUACGCUGACGACACCAAAAGGAUUUGAAUGCAUUCUCUUUCACAACUGCAAAAAUACUUCAUAAGUUGACAGAAUCAAAAUCACAAGGAGCUUAAGCAAAUUAACUGUAAUCCAUUAUUAAAAGUAACAUCUGCAAAUCAAGGAACACACUGAAUAAAGUCUAAAUGACUGUCAUGCCAGAUUUUAAUUUCUCUUACCAUUGGCAGUCAUUUUUAGUCUUAAAAUAAGGUGGCAACACAGAUGAAACAGGUUUUGAUGAACAGACAGUGUUUACAAGCUUGCUUGAAAAGUGAAUUGUGUGGGGAGCAGAGACAUUUAAAAUUGAAUAACCCAGGGCUACACUAGUGUUGCUGUAGGAUUAAGGGCUUCCUCUGAUAUGCAUAUUCUGACAACAACUUUCUCUGUUAUACAAAGAGAAUGAAUAUAACAAAUCAAAUGGAUCUGGCACCAUCCCAAGCAUAUCUAAUUUUGGAUUGACAAUUUUCUUACUUGCAUGGUAACAUUCUUGUGUUAUGAACAGUCUUUGUGCUUCUGAAUGCAAUAGCAUUUAAAUAUGUUGAGUGAAGCUGUAUAUAUUUAAAACAGACUAGUAUUACUUUCAAAGGCCAGCUGAAUCCAAGUAGAGCAAAAACGAUAUUUUUAAGUGGUCUGGUGAUGUUUAGAUGUCAUAUUUAGUGUUUUUAAAACUUUGCCCUUUCAUAAAGUUAUUUUAUAUUAUCUUUUUUGCUUUACGACACAAAACUAUAAAUGUGACAUAUUUUGUGCCACACUAUCAUCAGCAACUCAAAUUACUAUGGCCUGAACAAUUGUGCCCCCUACUUCCAUCCUAGAAUAACUAGAC